UUUUUAUGUUUAGCGAUUGUUGAGUUUCAAUUUGGAUGUGGAUGUGGAUGUUGAGCAGCCAGAAUGAGAAUGGGGAACCUCUUAUGGCUUUGCAUUGUUGCAACACUUGUUUUCAGCUUCUGGGUUGAUUCCUUUUCUGCAUAUGAAUAUCACCACUUCAAUGAAACCGAGUUCUCUUUAUUGGAGUCUCAAGAACAGGUACAUUCAUCCCUCCUUGGGAGAACAUCUGUCAUGGUUGGACUCACAGUUAUUCAAAGUGCUGCUGGCAAAGGAGCAGUUUGCUUGGAUGGAACAUUGCUUGCUUAUCAUUUGCAUCGGGGAUAUGGAUCAGGAGCAAACAGCUGGAUCGUUAAUUUAGAGGGAGGUGGGUGGUGUAAUGACGUUAGAUCAUGUGUUUAUCGCAAGAAAACACAGCGUGGGUCAUCAACAUUCAUGGAAAAACAAAUACCUUUUACUGGAAUAUUAAGCAAUAAUGUUGAAGAUAAUCCAGAUUUUUUCAACUGGAACAGAGUGAAAAUUCGUUAUUGUGAUGGUGCCUCUUUUGCUGGGGAUGCUGAAGAUAAGGUAGAUUUUGAUGUGUUGGAGUUAUUGAAAAUUGAAACGGUGUUUAAUUCUGUGGAGGCUGACAAGAAGAUGAAAUAAAAAAAACUAAAAGAAAAAUAGUUAGCUUACAAUAUUAAUGUAGUAUCUGCAAUAGCAUUCGUUGCAGUAUAUAGAUUUGAUUUGAUAAUAGGAGAAUAUACAAAUACCUCUGCUUAACUCUUAUUUUUUUAUCUUGCUUAUUUUGUUUUUGAAACUUUGAAUUGUAACAUGUCUUAAUGAACUUUGCCGACUUCCAACUUUCUUCAUUCAGUUUUGAUAAUAGUAACAUGUUUUUUGUAAUGUUAGCUGUAGAUACAUCUAUUUUUUGGUUACCAGUUAGGUGUACACAAUCACAAUUUUAACAUAUAAAAAACUGAGGCAUGAUGUUGAUGACACUUCAGGCACUUAAUUUUACAUUGGAACUAAGCUUACACUUCACACCACUGUGCAUACCAACACAACACCACGCAUUGUCCGACAUUGAAUCAUUACCACAAAAUAACCCAUGCAAUUAAGGCACCACUGCACCAGUCACCUCCCUAUUUUUUUUAUAUCCGUGUUGGACUUAUUCUAAAGAUGUCCCAUUGGACUUAGAGGUGAAACAAAGAUGUAUAUUUGUUGAUAAUAGUUGUUAUUUUUAUAAUAAGAAUGAAAUAAACUUUUUGUUAUGAUAAAGAUGUCCCAUUGAACUUAGAGGUGAAACAAAGAUGUAUAUGUGUUGAUAAUAGCUGCUAUUUUUAUAAUAAGAAUGAAAUAAACUUUUUGUUAUGAUAAAGAUUUCAUUUGUUAAUUAACUUACUGCAUCUUAUAUUGGGGGAUUUUGUGAAAGUUAAUGAUAGUAAAGCUCACCAUCAUUUUGUUCUCAUCGUGUGGCUAGAAAAUAGAAAUAAAACGAACUUGCAAACUAUUAGCACCAC
This is a messenger RNA of Glycine soja, 1499 nucleotides long. Its product is annotated as pectin acetylesterase 10-like. Gene Ontology annotation, molecular function: pectin acetylesterase activity. Gene Ontology annotation, cellular component: plant-type cell wall. Gene Ontology annotation, biological process: cell wall organization. Lineage: Eukaryota; Viridiplantae; Streptophyta; Magnoliopsida; Fabales; Fabaceae. Bases 64 to 642 code for a protein of 192 amino acids. The record is from RefSeq and is a predicted model, not a curated record. The transcript has 4 exons.